CGGUCGUAAACGGUUCGGUUUUCUUUUGUAUCUGCUGGUGAUCGUUCUGUUAGCCGGUUGUGUUUCCAACAACUGCAACAGCGAGUCGUAGUGUGUUUGUUUAACGUUGCGCGCGCCAACCAAAAGCUUCCUCCUAGGGUGGUUGGCUCGCAUGAAUGCAAUAGUUGUUCGGCGCGUCCUUGACGGUGCUUCGUGUUUAAUAUUCAUGAGUGCAGCAGUUGCAAUUUGAUUGCAUCAGAAGUUCAGUUUCUUGCUUCAUUCGCACAAAAAUAAACAACAUCCAAGUGAAACGGUCAAAAUGGUUAACAAACAAUACAACGUUCACAAUCCGAAGUUGCACAAAUCCGGAGCAGGAGGAGGGCCAAAAAGCUCUCCCCCACCGGCUAUGCGCAACAACUACCCGGAGGUUUCCCGGCAACCGAAUCCACCGGAUCUCGGCAACUCCGGCUCGCUGGAAAACAAUUUGAACCAUAGUGCCGAAAAUAACUUUCAACGUCGCCACCCACGGCAUCAAAUCAUUCAUCAAAACAAUCUGGAUCAAGAAAUGAUGAUAAGACGUCAACGUCAAGCGGCAAACGGUUCCGCCACUCCGCCCUCCGAUGAGGACUUUGGCGAGGACGGCGUCUAUGGACGCAACAUCAGCUACUACAGUGAGAAUCAGCAGCUGCGCAACGAAAGCCCAACUCAGUCCGGAAAUAGCGUCAAAAAUUUGACAAUCAACGACAUUGGCCGAUUUCAGUAUAUUUUGGAGAUGGAUCGUGAAGUGGGCUCCCCGUACAGUGGCUACACCGAGACAGCAUCCCACGAUGAUCAAUCGCCCUCGGGGCCCAACUCUCUGCCCAAUCACCUUCAUCCGUCCACCAACCGUCAGUGUUACAACUUCUGGAAGGUCGGCUCCCAAACCCCGCUGACCGGAAGCUCCUCGAUCAAUACCUUCUUCCGCCCUUCGCCACAUUCCCGCUGCUGCCUGUGGCGGGCCCUGAAGCUGAUGUGGCGCGUGGUCAAGUGGCCGCUGGCCCUCCUGAUGGUGUGCAGUUUGCUAGGUUUAGUCGUUUACUUUUUGGUCGUAGAUAGGGACAUAAUGAGCAGUUCACUGCUCGGCGAAAAUGGCAUCUACAACGUGGAGGAGAACCUAUCGAUAGAUUUUAACGAUUUUACCCACACGAAUGAUCUGGGAAGCGGAGCAGUGACCACAUUUGGGCGGGACCACAAGGACAAGGGCGUCGGAUUCUCCAAAGAUGGUUCCACACCGAAUUCCAAAUUUUCGUUCGGACUCAACAACGACUUGCUAGCAAUUUUUGUGAAGAAAACCGAACAGAACCGGAACGAAGGCUUCUGGACCUCGACGGAACGGGAAAACAUGAGCGAGGAAACUCCGGCCCAGGUUGUAAAGGUCAUUGCAAGUAGCAGCACCACGACUCGGGCCCCAAUUCGCAAAACCAGCACCAUUUCGCUCAAGGAUUACACCAAAAGCCGGGGAAAUUUCGAUGACGACGAGUUCGAGGACAUUGGCGUCCCUUCAAACACCGGGGAACACACAACCCGUGCCAUCGAUGCCAUCUCUCAUGACGAUGACGACCAGGAAGGAACUGACAACCGGAACAGACAACAGGUGGGCUCUAUUGGGGACCAAAAAAGCCUCAAUUCGUUUGGAUUCACCUCAGGUCAUCAGAAUAGCUUUGGCGUUCCUAUCGAGGAUGACGAGCAUCUGUUGAGGAUGUUGAAUGAACAGUUGAUGAAACUAGAGACGCAGAGAGAAAAAAAUCUUACCUCCAUAAGUUCCACCACGGACUCGAGCCUGUACCGGACCAAGGUGUCCCCCACGUUACCCAUUCUGUCCCGGUUCGAAAUAACGACCGAAGGUUUGAAACGUUUCAAUAUUUCCGAAGAAGGUAUCUGCAAGUCCACCUCACUAGGUCUGUGCCGAGGAGUGCUUCCGUACGAUCUAACAAACUCCAAGAAUCCUCGACUAACGGCCGUAGAGUACGAACACUUCCAGUACCUGAUCAACUCCAAGUGCUCGGUGCGGGUGGCCGAAUUUGUGUGCUUGGUGCUGGAACCGGAAUGUCGGCCCACUCGUAUGGGAACACUCACACCGUGCAAACGCAUCUGCAAGUCAAUCCUGGAACCUUGUGCGCACAUCAUCGCCAGCUCCGAAGUCCUGACGGCCACUUUCGACUGUGACAGCUAUCCGGAUUCCAACGAUCGGAACGUGUGCGAGGAUCCAACCCGCCAAAGCAAGUGCUAUGCCAACGAGUUCCAGUGUGCAGAUUCGAGCUGCAUACCUCUGCAGUGGAAGUGCGACAACAUCAAGGACUGCCAAAAUGGAGAGGACGAAUCGGAUUGCAAGUUCUGCGAACGAGAUGAGUAUCGGUGCCUCUCGAACGAUAAAUGUAUACCGGACAAGUGGCGUUGCGAUCAGUACGAAGACUGUCCGGAUGCAUCGGAUGAGCUGGAUUGUUACUACGACGAACAGACGACGUACCCUACGGCCUUUGGCUCGCAACGGGAGUAUCCAUUUGUGCAGGUUCAAGUACCCAACAGUCCUGUGAACGUCAAACCCUACCUGACGAUCACCAACGAGGACCGGGAAAGGAAUCAGCAGAGGAAACAGCAAGAGGAGGAACAGCAACAGCAGCGAAGCUAUGGUGACUACGAAGCUUCACAGGAGGACGAAUACGAACCAACGGCAGCCGAAAACGUUCCACAUGUGAACCGGAGAAAUCGAACAGACACUGUAGAACCGAGAACCACGGAGAGGAUAGAAGAUCAAACGGAAGCCGAAACCACCAGAACGAUAUCGGUGCCAAAAUCAUUGAGUAAUUUCCAAGACAGCAAAGAGAUCAUGAUGACGUCCGAUUCGGAGAACGACUACAAGUACAGCAGUACUAGCAGGGACUUCCUAACUACGGCCCAUGCCUCACCGUGUCCCGAGGGAGAACUUCGAUGCGUUAGCGGAAUUUGCAUUUCAGUCAAUCAACUGUGCGAUAGGGUAGCAGAUUGUCCGGAUGGAGCCGAUGAAGCCAUGUGCGUUUACAAGGAGUAGAUUUUCAACCAUACAUCUUCGAUCCUCACAUUUUGAAUCCUUGAUACUAAGCAAUGAAUAAGAUUGACAUUGACACUUGGAUUUGUCUUCCACCAACCACAUCAUCGAAUUGUCUGCGAAAUCGUACCAUACCGGGAUCAACCCUGCCGCAUGUGUAUUUAUACAGUGAUUUUAUUUGUUAAUUUUGUUGUUACGUUAGUCGGAACACAGGCGUUUUACUUUUAAAGGGAUGCCCUUUAGGGAAGGAGAACUCAAACCACCCGUCCCAAAUCCAUCUUACCAUUUGUUAAAGUUACCAUCCAUGAAGUGUAUUAUUAGAGUUUUAAGUGAAACGAAAAGAAAACCCACUAUCGAUAGGAAAUCUAAACACAAAAAAAAAUCGCUAGACACAUCUUUCCUUCCACUAAGUAGAAACGCAGCUCAGCUGCAGGCAUUAUUGCUGAACAUAUUUCGUAUAGGGGAGCGUCGAAAACGAAUAGUCUACAAAAUGGUGCGUUUUGUAGAACAUAUUUCAAGGCACCGCCGUUUCGGACACUUUGGAAACAUACUCAUAGUAAAAAUGAAAAACGGAUUUAAAUUAAGAUAAACCAUUCAUGAGAAACUGAUUACUCUACUGCAUACUAUAUAGACGGUAUAGUGACAUAACGUUGUAAAUAAGCCAUUGUCUGUCUCUACCACUCAUUUCAUGAUACUUUUGUAAAUGAAUUUAUCAAUAUAUUUUAGAUUAAUUA
Messenger RNA from Uranotaenia lowii, 3777 nucleotides. RefSeq lists its product as uncharacterized. The record is from RefSeq and is a predicted model, not a curated record. Gene Ontology annotation, molecular function: protein binding. The transcript has 11 exons. Gene Ontology annotation, cellular component: plasma membrane. Lineage: Eukaryota; Metazoa; Arthropoda; Insecta; Diptera; Culicidae. Bases 299 to 3046 code for a protein of 915 amino acids.